AUGGCGAGAGGCUCUUCCCAGUCCCAGCAAUCAACCUCCACCGCCUCCUCAACCGCCCGGCCCGGUCUGGCCGCUCCUCGUGGAUCCGCCGCCGCUACGGCCGGCAUGCGUCGCCGCAGGCUCGGUGGCGGCGGAAGCGUAUCUUCAGGCGGUGGAUCCGCGGCUGGAUCAGGAUCGAGCAACAUGCUGAGGUUCUACACCGAUGAAGCUCCUGGAUUGAAGAUCUCACCGACCGUCGUCCUCAUCAUGAGCCUUUGUUUCAUCGGCUUUGUCACCGCUCUUCAUGUCUUCGGAAAACUCUACCUCCACAAAUCCGGAUCCCAAGCAUAG
Thlaspi arvense is the source of this 330-nucleotide messenger RNA. The record is from the annotation of a GenBank genome assembly. NCBI's taxonomy places the organism in Eukaryota, Viridiplantae, Streptophyta, Magnoliopsida, Brassicales, Brassicaceae.